AUGCGCACGCUGUUGCACUCGUCUCGGAUACUCGCUCUUGGCCUUGGUCUUUACGCCGCAACUGCCAAUGGCCAGGCAUCACUUCCAGCCGCCCGAUGGGGCCAGGCGACCACGGUCAUAGGUUCAACCAUCCUUGUACACGGCGGCAAGCUGGACCAGAACAACUCUUUUUCAUAUUCGUCCGCUCCAAAUACGGCACAGCUGCUUUCUCUCGAUCUCUCUUCAGGAUUCACCCUUGACAAUCCCCCAUGGGGCGAUGUAGACGCCCCCAAUGGACCAGCACUCGCCUUUCACUCCAUUACAGCCUUUUCACAGCAAGAACUCUUGUUUUUCGGUGGAGACCCAGGUCCGGAGCUUCCACUCUCUACCCGAAACGACUCGGCUGGUACGCUCUGGUAUGCAGGCCACCGAGGCACUUGGAAGACAUACCCAGACGGCUGGGCUCAACAGCCAAUGCGACGACAAUAUCAUUCAGCAAACUCUUUUCACGGUCGUGUAUUCAUUACCGGCGGUGAAAAAGUCGACGGGAGUGACUUUGGCUUUCGGGAUCCAUACGUGUUUAACCCGUGGGUCUCGGGAUCGCAGUUCUCUGCGCUCUCGAGCGACGCAAGUCCUCCAGAUCUCGUCGGGCAUUCGACCAUCACCUUGCCCAAUGGCACCCUUUUUGUUCUCGGUGGCUAUUCACGGUCCACUCAGCAACUUCAACCACUGAACACGGUCUACACCUAUAACAUUUGGGACGGGUCUUGGUCGAGCUUCAACACGAAUGGGGACGUGGUUCCCACUGGUCGAAGAAACUUUGCCGCGGUUCUCGUAGGAACCGACUCGGUCCUGAUUCAUGGUGGGGCCGAUGGGAGCUUCUUGCAAGGCCGAUCCGAUGGUUUCCUGCUCAGCUUUAGCUCCAGGACCUGGACAUCACUCCCAGCAUUGGAUCAAGCCCUCGGUGCCCGAUGGGAUCAUGCUGCUUUUGGCAUUGGCAAUAGUGUCUUUUUUGCCUAUGGAUACACUUCCAAUGGUCCCGCAUCCAAUGCGUUGCUACUUUAUGACGUUCCAAGCGGAUCAUUCCAAGGCUCUUAUACGCCACCAGGCGGGCUGCCAAAUACAAAUUCCCCUGCUAUAUAUCCUGAUAAUGGUGGCGGUGGUGGGGGAGGUGGUAAUUCUCCUCCCUCUGGCUCUGGCUCAGGAGACAGUAGCCCAGGUGGACAAGACACCACUGGCAACCCUGGAGGCUCGACUUCGCCUCCUCACAAUGGCCAGAGUGGAAAUGAUUCAAAAGGAAACAGCACGCCAAUCGUCCUAGGUUCCAUUUUUGGAGGGCUCGCGGCGGCUGCCCUCGUGGUGGUCAUCAUCGUCGUUUAUCGACGUCGCAGAAAUGAUAGAAACAAUAGAAGAGGAUGGAGUGGAACCUCUGAUGAUGCCGAAAAGCUCGUCGUGGUUGGUGGCUUCCAACGAGUUCCCCGCGGAAAAGGAUAUGGUCUCGUCACUCGCCUCCUCAACGUUCGACCUACAACAGUAUACACGCAGGCACCCGCACGCGAGAGGUUUGAUAUUCUUGGAGACGAAGCCAAUUCGCAUUACCGCAGAGAGUCGCGCCCGCGAGGAUACAGGACUGGAACGGGAGAUACUGGAAGUAGCUAUGGUGCAGGGAACCUUAGGCGCUGGGGAAGCUUGGGGAAUGCGCCUUCGGCCAUCGGCUCACUGGUCACCGCAAGUGUCAGUAGCUUCAAGACUACAUUCGGGCUCAACAAUCCGCCUCCUGCACCUGUUCAAGAUCUCAAAGGCGACUCGAACAAUGGGGGCUCUCGAAAUCUCAUGGCUCCUCCAAGUGCGUGGAGGCGUGGGUCGUCUUACACAUCCAACUAUCAUACCGACCCCUUUGGAGAUGAAAAUGGUGUAGAAGAAGAAUAUCAACGCGCAAUGGGUAUGCAGCACGAGGCGCUCAAGAGGGCAUCGUCCUCUGGCACCGACGAAUACUCUGCCCUCAUCCUCAAUCGCAACCCAUCAGAAGGAGUUGCGCAACCAAUUCCAGACACUUCCAGACACAGCAACUUGGCAUUCAUUCCCCUUGCUCCAGUAGUAUCCGGCUCCACCGACCCAUCUCAGUCUCACGGAUCAGACGAACAUCAUGAGCGACAGAAAACGUCGGCCACGACACAUGGUACGACUAUUAUUACUCCAUUUGCCGACGGUUCGCAGCGUAGCGGAUCCCCUCGAGUACAUAGUCCAACUCCAUACCAACUUCAGCGAGCCACAUCGGCUGGUAGUCGUAUUGGAGCGUCGCUCACACGUGCUAUCUCCGCUGUCUCGACCCUCUUCAGCGGUGGCCACGAGUACCAGAGCCCACGUCAACGAGGCAAGUCUCUCGGCGGCGGUGUGACUGCGACGCCAUACCAAUACGACUAUGAAGACCUACGGGACCCGAAUCCGCCACCUCCGAUGCUAGGCAUGGGCCUUCUCCCCAUCGCCGAGUCGAGAGGCGAGGAUGCUAGUCGCCAUGCGAGCCGUUUCAUGUCGUCCUCUGAAGGUGGCGUCGGGACAACGAGUACGGGUAGACCACCAUUGGUGCUCAGGGCUUUGCACGGAAAGAGCUUGAGCUCCUUGAGAACGGCGAACAGCGAAGCAUUAGAGCGGUUAGGUACUGGCAAUUGGAACGUCAUUCAACGCGACGAAACUGGAAGCACGCGACGGACAGACGGGUCCCUUUCGAGUGUGCCAGACAGCCAAUACACUGACCUGGUGGGUGAAAAUGCAAUGGGCGACGCGGAUUCUGCGAGCAUGAAGUGGCAGGAUGUUGUAGGACAAGGUGGAGAGACACGUACCGUAGUCGAAUCGCCGGUCGAUUUGGCGUCCCGCGACACCUUCUUCAAUGACCAUCCUCCAUUGGCGAGUCUUUCUGGUCCCUCUAGUCCUGCUGGACCACGACCUAUUCCCCCUUCCAAGCACGUGUCGUACAGUCUGGCCCAAAGGAUGGAAACGCUCGGUAGAGGCGCGGACAAUGCGCCUUCCUCACCCACAGCAAGACACCACGAGCCAACCUCUCCUCGACGACCAACCUAUGUUCUCGCUCCCAAACCAACCCUCUUCAUUGCCAAUCCAGGAAGGCGCGGAGCUACAGAUUCUUCAUGA
Molecule: messenger RNA, 3126 nt
Organism: Serendipita indica DSM 11827
Lineage: Eukaryota; Fungi; Basidiomycota; Agaricomycetes; Sebacinales; Serendipitaceae
Source: the annotation of a GenBank genome assembly